This is a messenger RNA of Lacerta agilis (Sand lizard), 4192 nucleotides long. It is a transcript of the gene TFAP2B, whose product is annotated as transcription factor AP-2 beta. The record is from RefSeq and is a predicted model, not a curated record. Gene Ontology annotation, molecular function: DNA-binding transcription factor activity, RNA polymerase II-specific; RNA polymerase II transcription regulatory region sequence-specific DNA binding. Gene Ontology annotation, biological process: regulation of cell population proliferation; regulation of transcription by RNA polymerase II; anatomical structure development. Lineage: Eukaryota; Metazoa; Chordata; Lepidosauria; Squamata; Lacertidae. Gene Ontology annotation, cellular component: nucleus.
UAUAUGCAUAUGCGGAUGUGUGGCUGUAUAUUUAUAUAUUUAUACGUAUCAUGGGUGCGUGCGACUGUGUGUGCCAAUAUAGAGUUGUGUGUGUGUCGGGGGUGUGUAAUUAUAUGCAUAAUAUAUGUGUGUUCAAUAUGUCUAUGUGUUCUAUAUAAACUGUGUAGAUGGGGAUGGUUUUCCUAUCCGGCUGAGGUUUACUUCUCCAGCCUAUUGUUUCAGACAACAGAUAUAAGUUGCGAUGGGAGAGGAACGUCGGGUUUGGUGUCUGUCCCCCAUUUCCAAUUAUAGAUGGAUCAUUACAGACAGAGAAGUACUGAGAAUCCAGACAUCUGCUCUUCACAUGAAUGCACUCACCUCCUAGAGAACAGCCCGCCAUCAUGCUCUGGAAACUGGUCGAAAAUGUCAAGUAUGAAGAUAUCUACGAGGACCGCCAUGAUGGCGUGCCCAGUCACAGCUCUCGGCUGUCCCAGCUGGGCUCGGUCUCGCAGGGACCCUACUCAAGCGCCCCUCCGCUGUCUCACACCCCGUCCUCGGACUUCCAGCCGCCCUACUUCCCGCCGCCCUACCAGCCACUACCCUAUCACCAGAGCCAGGACCCUUACUCCCAUGUCAAUGACCCCUACUCCCUGAACCCUCUGCACCAGCCCCAGCAGCACCCUUGGGGGCAGAGGCAGAGGCAAGAGGUGGGCUCGGAGACCGGCUCGCUGCUGCCCCAGCCGCGGGCUUCGCUGCCUCAGCUCUCGGGACUGGACCCCAGGCGGGACUACCACUCGGUCAGGCGGCCAGACGUCCUGCUCCACUCGGCUCACCACGGCCUGGACUCCGGCAUGGGCGACGCGCUUUCUCUCCACGGCAUCGGGCACUCGGGGAUGGAGGACGUCCAGUCAGUAGAAGAUGCCAAUAACAGCGGCAUGAACUUGUUGGACCAGUCUGUCAUCAAAAAAGCCCGAUCCUAUGUAUGUUUACUCGGAAGUAAGUCCCAGUGUGUUCAACGGCGCUUACUCCCAGUUCCAGUUCCUCCAAAAUCUGUAACUUCCCUGAUGAUGAACAAAGACGGCUUCCUUGGUGGCAUGUCUGUGAACACAGGCGAAGUAUUUUGUUCAGUACCUGGGCGGCUCUCCUUGCUCAGCUCAACUUCCAAGUACAAAGUCACUGUUGGAGAAGUUCAGAGGCGCCUCUCGCCCCCAGAAUGUUUGAAUGCCUCACUUCUUGGAGGAGUACUUAGAAGAGCCAAAUCGAAAAACGGGGGCAGAUCGUUGCGAGAGAGGCUAGAAAAAAUCGGCUUGAAUUUGCCAGCCGGCCGGCGCAAAGCGGCAAAUGUCACCUUACUCACCUCCCUGGUGGAAGGAGAAGCUGUACAUUUAGCUCGGGAUUUUGGAUACAUCUGUGAAACUGAGUUCCCAGCCAAAGCUGUUUCUGAGUACCUGAACAGACAGCACACAGACCCUACGGAUCUCCACUCCAGGAAGAAUAUGCUGCUUGCCACAAAGCAACUUUGUAAAGAAUUUACGGAUCUCUUGGCCCAGGACAGGACACCCAUUGGCAAUAGCAGGCCCAGCCCCAUUUUGGAACCCGGGAUUCAGAGCUGCUUGACUCACUUCAGCCUCAUCACUCAUGGCUUUGGGUCCCCAGCCAUAUGCGCUGCCCUGACUGCUCUCCAGAACUACCUGACUGAAGCUCUCAAAGGCAUGGACAAGAUGUUCUUGAACAACAACUCUGCUAACAGGCACACUUCUGGGGAAGGACCAGCUUUGCCCGCUUGGCUUAUGAGCUUCUUCAAAGAGGACUAGAACUCCCUACACAUUUCAUCAGGUACAGAGAUGAAAAUCCACAAUUCUGACACUUUUCUUUUCAAAUCAAAGCCAGUUGUUUUGGAAUUCUGCAGGUGUACUUCUUUAAAGAAGCUCAAAGGGAAUAGAUUAAGCAAGGCAAAGGCAACUGAAUGGGCAAUGUCAUAUUGAUAGGCAAAUGCUAAUUUAUCCAAUAUAUAGAAAAUUUUUGGGGAGGGCCAAUAAUAUUUGAUGCACAGAAUAACACAGGUUUGCUAAGUGUCUUUAGAGGAGAAGGAUGGGACUGAAGGUAAAGAGGAUUCUUGAGCAUUUCCAGCAGCUUUGUUUAAGGAAAUCUCUUCCCCCCAGGUUAUUAAAUGAGUUUUGCAGUUCUUGGUUUAGAAAACAAACAACAUGUCUUGGGAUGAGGGAAAUCAACCAAAUUCCAAGCAUUUGCAGAAAUUUAAGUGCAUUACAGUAUAUUUUAUAAAUGAGAUUUUAAAAAAGCUUUUAUUUCCUUGUUUGGAAUACCUACUAAAGUUAUACGUCAGUGAAAGAAGAUGAAUUUCACCUUGCAUGUUAUCAGCUUGGAAAUACCUUGUUGACUUGAUAAUGGCUAUGGUGUUCCAUGCAUUUUGAAAAAUCACUUCCCUUUUGUCACAACAGCUUAUGUCUAUACAUCAUUUUGACUUAACGUACUGAAUUCAUGCUAGGAGAUGAGAAUAGGGUUAACACAUUACCAUGGCUGUAAGUUCCAUUAUUUUUGGUAGAACUUCGUUCUCCUUAAGCGAACACUUAUGGAUGCGGUCCAUCUGUUUCACAGGGUAGUGUUUUACAUUUGGAAUUCAGUUUUCAAAAGCAAUUUGGGUCCUUGCAGUUUUUAAUUUAAAAAAUAUGAAGGGUUAUUUCUCACAAUGUAAACUUUAAGAGGACUAGAAGUGACCAGUGCCCCAAUUGAAAUGGCUGCACAUGUCUGUUUCACCAUGUGUAUAAAUAUUCAACACAUAUUCAGCAUAUAGCAGAAUGAUGCAGCCAACUGGAGUUCUGUAAGGCAUAUACACACAGUGAAAUAUGAAUGUGUAGUUGCUUGAAACAUGAAGACGUACAUUCUGAAUUCAUUACCUACUGUGUUCCAAACAGUAUCAUGCACAAUGCAACUGCUGAAUUACAGUACGCACACUGUGUUUUAGAACUGGUCCCUAAGAUCUCUUAUUUCCAACCUUUAUAAACCAUAAUGUACUUGAAAUUAAGCCAAUACUUUACCAUUGGAUAUUUCUGCCUGCACCGUGAAGUAAACUGUGUGUUGAUAUUUGUAAUCAGACAUAUUCAGAAGGUGAUUAACUUGGAGUACCUGUAUAUUGGAUGUGAUCAAUUAUCUAGGAAGCGAGUUUAAUCAAAAUCAGUAGAACUUCCAAUGGGCCUUGGUCUAAAUCUAUUUCAGUUCAGCCGUGGGUGGAGCUUUCUUUACAAACUGAUCCUAAAUGCACACCUGUAUGCAUGUGAAUUUGCAACAUUGCCAAGUUACGGUGCUGGUCCUCAAGUUGCUAAUUUUAGAAUGUCACUAGAACAAAUUAUGCAGGAGAGACUGGGCAUAGUACUCUACAGCAGUAUUGGAACCCAGACUGUCAUACAAUUCAUGAAAUGAGUUGAUUAAUCAUAUGAGUUUUAGCUGAUUCAUUGAUUAAACGUUGGCCAAAACAAUUGCUAUGAAGCAAGAAGCAUAGUUUUGCUUUUAGAUAGUGAACACCAUCUUAUCUGAUGCAUUUUCUCCUAUUUGAGAGAAAAGCAGGAAUUAAGAUGGUGUUUAAUAUGGUGUAUUGUUUUAAUAUUUUCCAAAGAAUCAGGACACUUAAAUGUUUAAAAUAUUAAUUGCUUAAAUUCAGGCCCCCUAGUUGGAACUACUAUCGGUGGGGCUGCUUUCGUUCCGUAACUUCAGGCACAUCCAACCAAAGUUGGUCCCAUUUAGUUUCUGGGAGAAUCAAGCAUAUGUUUAACUUGUUCCUAUUGAAAUCAGUGGGACUGUAAUGUGCUUAAUGUUGACUAAACCUCACCCCACAAUUUUUGCAUCCUAUAUUUCUGAAAUCUACAUUCUGUCUGUGUCUUUUGUACACUGUACCAUCUCAAAAGAGGGAGGAAGAACGUAAAUGCACCUUUAUUUGCAGUUGUUACCCUAAAGGGCACUUUUGAGGAGCUGAAGACAGCUGUGAUAGUAAUUAAUGCUUUCCUGUUCCCAUAUUUGUUAGCUCUGACUCAGUACACCAUCCUGGACAAUUUAUAAAUGUAACACAAUCACCUUUAUGCAUCACAAGUAUAAUUUACUAUGUUUCAGUCCAUUGAUCUGAACAUGCCUUGCACAAGAAAGAACCCCAACUUAAUAUCUAUAAAAAGGCCACCUGAAGAAAUAUUUCAGUGACUAAAAA